Messenger RNA from Pseudoliparis swirei, 1096 nucleotides. It is a transcript of the gene selenom, whose product is annotated as selenoprotein M. The record is from RefSeq and is a predicted model, not a curated record. The transcript is spliced from 5 exons. Gene Ontology annotation, cellular component: endoplasmic reticulum lumen. Gene Ontology annotation, molecular function: oxidoreductase activity. NCBI's taxonomy places the organism in Eukaryota, Metazoa, Chordata, Actinopteri, Perciformes, Liparidae.
CCUCCUCCUCCUCCUCCUCCUCCUCCUCCUCCUCCUCCUCCUCCUCCUCCUCCUCCUCGCGUUCCCGACCUGACCCAGCAGCAACCAUGUGGCUGGUGGUGCUGGCCAGCCUUCUUCACUGCGCCUCGGGUUCCGACGUGGAUCUGAAGAAACUGGACGGGCUGGCGAAAGCGAGAGUGGAGACGUGUGGUGGAUGACAGCUGAACAGGCUCAGGGAGGUCAAGGCCUUUGUGGUCCAGGACAUUCCUCUUUACCACAACCUGGUGAUGAAGCACAUGCCUGGGGCCGACCCUGAGCUUGUCCUCCUGAACCACUAUUAUGAAGAGCUGGAUCGGAUCGACCUGUCUGACAUGAGUCGCUCUGAGAUCAACGCGCUGCUCGGCGAGCUCGGCUUCUACAAGAAGACUGAACCCGAGGACGAGGUGCCGGAGGAGUUUCGCUUCUCUCCGGCCAAAGACAGCCCGUUUAAAGACGAGCCGCCCCACAAGUCCUCCGUUGCCCCGGACAACGGCUCCUCAGAGCCCAACGCGGGAGACGAGCACACUGACCUUUAACCCGUCGGAGUGGAAAGAAAGAAUCUCACAGCACCACUAAGCCCGAUAGCUGCACCACGACCAGCGGGUUCAUGUAGAUGUAGAAAUGCUUGUCAUAAAAAUAACAAUAAGACCAACAUAUCUGUGGGCCUUUGGGCAAGGCACUAGCACAGCAUCGUCAAAAAGCCUUUACAAAGGACCAGUCUUUUGUACAUAUUGUUCUUGCCGUUUAUUCUUAAUUUAGCAGCGAUAAAAACCCAACGAGCUGCUAUGCGAGUGCUUUUCUACUCUCUACACAAAGACUGGAAGUGUGUAUGUUUUAUUUAGUUUGUUGGUCCCUCAUUUGUCAAAUGUCUUCAGAAUCUUUGCCUCACUUGAGUUCCCCUUGCGUGUGUGAUUGGUUCCUACCUACUGUGAACCCCAAUGACGCUUCAGGCUGAAAACUGUCCGUCUGGCCUGAGGCUGAUGCUCCAUGUUCUGGUGGGUUUAACUGACGCACACAAGAGGAUUGAAGUGGAGGAAAAUAAUAAAAUAUUUAAAAGAAUAAAAUCUAAUCUCCUGUC